UAAACGCACAGGCACAUACUUGCAUAAGCAGCUGAAGAUGAAAGUUGUGUUUCAGGUUUUGUUGUUGUGUGUUCUCGGGGAGGAACGUUGUUGUGUGUUCUCAGGGAGGAUCAUUGUUGUGUGAUAUCCAGGAAGGAACGUUGUUGUGUGAUCUCCGGGAGGAACGUUGUUGUGUGAUCCCAGGAAGGAACGUUGUUGUGUAAACUCCGGGAGGAACGGCAGUCAGCACAACGUGCAGCAACUUCAUGGAGCAAAAAUAUCCACACUGAGUACGGGGGACACAACAUCCACAAUGUGGACUCGUCAGACCACAGAACACUUUUCCACUCUGCAUCAGUCCAUCUUAGAUGUGUCACGGCGGGGGUCGGCUUACAGCGAUUCGUUCUCCCAGAACGCAAAACUGACGGCUCCGGACAAAGACGUGAAGGCCACCACGGGGAAGUUCUCAGUGCUGCAGACGUCCAGCAGUGAAGUGCAAGACACAAUGAAACGUCUCGGCUCCAGCUUUGAGGAUGGCUCUCACCUCCCGGCCGCCCUCGCCUGUCUUAGUAGUCCCACGGACAAAGGUGGAGAUGGGACGCCUGACUCCCAGGAGCCCGCAGUCAACCAUGGCCGCUUAUUUUCCGUGUCAGUGCUUCCAUGUUCAGAUGAAAACCUUCCUCACGUACCCACUGAGGAAAUGUUCGAUGCCUUCUCAUUGGAGCCGAGUAAACCGCCGAGUGCCCAAGCUUCACAGACAUGCCCUGCCAGAACUGUCCAUACACCACCUUCCUGCAAACUGUUACAGCCGCUGUCUUCCCCCACUCUUCUGAAACAAAGCAAGAGUCAUGAGUCACAGCUGGCCAAUCGGAUUGAGGAGCCUGCAAACCCCAAGAGGAAGAAGGCUUUGGCUGCUAUUCAGCUCAAUGGCUGUGGCAGCAGUCUAGAGGAUUCAAACUCGUGGUCUUCCCGCACACCCAGCGGUGUCCCUGCCUCAGCGCCAUACAGCAGAACUACUGCGCCCAGCCAACUGGACAACCUGGCUGUGCAAAGGAGUUCACCUCAUGCAGGAAGACGAGACAUUGAUCUACCUGCUAAACACAGGUUUUCAACCAAGUCUUGGCUCUCCCAGACAUGCCAGGUGUGUGGCAGGAACAUGAUGUUUGGGCUGAAGUGUAAACACUGCAAGUUCAAGUGCCACAACAAAUGUACCAAGGGUGCUCCGUCUUGUCGGAUAUUAUUUCCCACAUUGCCAAGAGCAGAAUCCGUACCUUCAGAUAUCAAUAAUGGAGUGGAUCUCGCAGCCAAACUCCCUCUUCAGUUUGCCACUCUACCCAAGGCCAAAGGAGAUUCGGCUGUCGCUCCAGUCCAGCUGGACUCCAGCAGUAACCCAUCAUCUACCACCUCCUCCACACCUUCCUCCCCAGCACCUUCUCAGCAGAGUAACCCAGCCAGCGUCAGCGCCACACCCUCACUGAACACACCACCUGGGGGGUCCCGGCAUGGCAGCUUUCACUUCCCAGAAUUUCUGACAGCAUAUGGAGAAAUGGUUUUAAGACCUCGUGACAUGGCUAAUGAUACUACAGACUCCAUGUCGACUGGUGGUCAGCAGUCCGACAGUUCCAAUGACUCUGGAGAUUCUCAGUCAGCCGUUACUCCGAUACAGGUAAAAGGACAGGAGCAGGGCCAAAAGGCAGGGGUUGAGUAUCCGGCUGGGGAUGACAGCUUCUCCGUGGUGGACUUUGAUGAAGACGGGCUGGAUGAUCUGCCCUCUUCAGUCCACCGCCGUGGGACCGCUGGACGUUGGAGGCGGGGCAUCAAUGGUAAAGCCAGUCAGACCAGCGUCUACCUACAGGAAUGGGACAUCCCGUACGAGGAACUGCAGCUCGGCGAGCUUAUAGGCAAGGGUCGUUGGGGCAAGGUGUACCGGGGUCGCUGGCACGGCGAGGUGGCCAUUCGCCUUGUGGAGAUUGAUGGCAACAACCAGGAGCACCUGAAGCUGUUUAAGGAGGAGGUGAUGAACUACAGGCAGACCAGACACGAGAACGUCAUCCUGUUCAUGGGUGCCUGCAUGGCUCCGCCCCACCUUGCCAUUGUCACCAGUUUCUGUAAAGGUGUGACUUUAUACUCUCUUGUAAGAGAAAGGGGUCAUUUGUUGGAUCUGAAUAACACCAGACAGAUUGCACAAGAGAUUGUGAAGGGCAUGGGCUACCUGCAUGCUAAAGGCAUAAUUCACAAAGACCUGAAGUCCAAGAAUGUGUUCUAUGACUCCAACAGAGUGGUUCUAACAGACUUUGGCCUAAUCGGGAUGUCUGGGGUGGUACAGGAGCGUAGGACAAGAGUCAUUAACGUCUUAAGGAUACCCCGAGGCUGGAUCCACUAUCUGUCGCCAGAGAUUGUUCGUAAAAUGAGCCCAGAGAUUGACGAAGACCAGCUGCCGUUCUCCAAAGCUGCAGAUGUUUACGCGUUUGGCACAAUCUGGCAUGAGCUGCAUUUCAGAACGUGGCCGAUGACCAGCCAGCCCAUGGAAGCUAAAAUCUGGUUAGUGGGCAGCAGCGAGGGCAUCAAGAAGGUGCUAGAAGAUUCCACUCUGGGCAAGGAAGUUACGGAGAUCCUUUCUGCCUGCUGGUCCUUUGCAAUUUCGCACAGGCCAACCUUCACACAACUAACUGAGCUGCUGGACAAACUACCAAAACUGAACCGCCGGCUGUCCCAUCCUGGACACUUCUAGAGCUUGACCAAGUAUCACAGAAGAUGACCGUUCAUAAUCCUGAAGGACCCAAUUGACAACCUAAUGAUACUGAUAUUCAAGAAAGGAGUAUGACACCUGUCUUAUAUAUAUAUAUAUAUAUAUAUAUAUAUAUAUAUAUAUAUAUAUAUAUAUAUAUUUAUAUUUCUAUAUAUAUAGAGGGAGAGAGAGAGAGAGAGAGAGAGAGAGAGAGAGAGAGAGAGAGAGACAACUGUGUUAAUACGACUUUUAAUGAAGCUGAGGAGACUUUUCCUAAUGAGACAACAAAGUUUGUAUAUGUGUACACAAAGGUGGAACUGUUAUUGUGUUCUUUAUAUUUUAGUUGCCUGUUAUUUAAGUUUUGCCUUCUAAUCACUCUUAUUACUUUCCUUUAAAUAUUGAUCAAUUCCCAUUCCUGCUCCUGUUGCACCUCAUCACCAUGAUCCACCUUGUCAUCCCGAUAUUUUCUUUUAUUUAUUGCUCCUAAUCGUUCUUUCGCGUUGGUUGUCUUCUCUUUUUUAUUUUCCUGAGUUGUGCCUGGGUUGUAAUCAUCAUUAUGAAUGGAUAAAAUGGAAAUUGUGGAUACAAUACAAUUCAAAUAAAUAUAAAUGAAACUUUA
Molecule: messenger RNA, 3326 nt
Organism: Nerophis ophidion (straightnose pipefish)
Lineage: Eukaryota; Metazoa; Chordata; Actinopteri; Syngnathiformes; Syngnathidae
Product: kinase suppressor of Ras 1-like
Exons: 20
Coding region: 293-2710 (805 amino acids)
Biological process (GO): protein phosphorylation
Molecular function (GO): protein kinase activity; ATP binding
Source: RefSeq, a predicted model, not a curated record